This is a messenger RNA of Protopterus annectens (West African lungfish), 839 nucleotides long. RefSeq names its product polyunsaturated fatty acid lipoxygenase ALOX15B-like. The coding region runs from base 1 to 825 and encodes 274 amino acids. The record is from RefSeq and is a predicted model, not a curated record. Gene Ontology annotation, molecular function: metal ion binding; oxidoreductase activity, acting on single donors with incorporation of molecular oxygen, incorporation of two atoms of oxygen. The transcript is spliced from 5 exons. Gene Ontology annotation, biological process: linoleic acid metabolic process; lipid oxidation. NCBI's taxonomy places the organism in Eukaryota, Metazoa, Chordata, Ceratodontiformes, Protopteridae.
AUGAAGCAGGAUGUAUCUGAAGAGGAUAUGUCACAGGACAAUGUUCUGGAACCUUCUGAAGACUCACAGAAAAUAGAGCGCAAAGAUGUUCUCAGUCCAAAAGAAAAUGAUCUAAGCGAAGACCUGAUUGACUUAACUGACAUGGGUAGACAUAUUAAAAUAAAUGAAAGAAACAUAUUACAAAAAUACUCAAGUUGUAACUAUGAAGACCACUUUGAUAUCUUAGUGAAGGCUUUCAAACUAGUCACCUAUGAAAGCCUUUGUCUGCCAGAUGAUUUGGAAAAUCGAGGUGUGAAGGAUCUGAAAAAUUAUUACUACAAAGAAGAUGGAAUGUUGCUGUGGAAUGCAAUAAAUGAAUUUGUUGGCAACUUUGUUGACUUCUUCUAUAAAACUGAUAAUGAUGUUAAGAAAGACAGCAAUCUUCAGGACUGGGUCAAAGAAAUAUUUCAGCAUGGUUUCUUAGAGAGGAAGGCUUCAGGAAUUCCUAGCAGUCUGGAAAGUAAGCCAGCUUUCAAGAAGUACCUGACGAUGGUUAUAUUCACGUGCUCUGCUCAACAUGCUGCAAUGAACAACGGACAGUUUGACAUUUUUGCCUGGGUGCCAAACUCUCCAAAUACAAUGAGAAAACCUCCACCAAAGCGAAUUGAAGAUGUUACAGAGGCGUUGAUUGUGCAAACAUUGCCAGAAAUCAAUGUGGCAUCCAGACUCAUUAGUAUAGUAUACCAGAUCACUUACCCUGGGGAUGAUUUUGUAAGUAGUCCCAAAAAUGUAAAUGUUUACAUUUUAUUUCAUCUUUUACCUUCCUUUGAAUGUAUCCAAAUCUAGACAUAGCAAGCUGA